AUGGACACUCGGUCGCAGGGACUACUUGUCAAUGCGGCGGGGUUCCUGUAUGGUACAUUAGGCUUUGCACUGAGCGUGUUGGCAGCCUUACUCAGCGCGAUCUAUCCUAGCAAAGUCCAAUAUGCAGGUGGCAUCGCAUUCCAUAAACAGCCUACACUCCCUAAUGCCGCCAGAGGCCGGCGCCCAGUGCGUACUAUUUCAGAUCAGCAAGUGGAGGGUGCAAAGGAGAAGCUGCCUCUUCUCCAAGUUGUCGAGGAGGUCAAAAAAGUGUCUCGCGACAAGACAGUGAGAAGAUCUGUCUCGGCACACGAACUUCGUCAUUCAGUGUCGAUGGUUCCCGUCAUUACCGUUGAUUAUUUCGGUUCUGCCGAGAGCCCACGUCGUGCAUCUGCCGGGCCUGUAUUAAUCGAUUCCCCAAGUAUCUCAAACCCAGUAACAACGUUACCGGAACACAUUCCUUUUGUAAUCACACCACCUCCUACUCCGCCUACUGUUGCUUCCUCACUUCCAACCUCUCCUCCUGCCUCUGCACCAUGCUCACCGCCUGCCACCAUUUCAUCCAUUUCUACUGAUGCAAGUGUUAAAAGCGACAAAUCUGGAUUCCGCUUGUUUCAUAUUAAACACUGGGGUAAAGACAAACCUAAGAACACACCGAAUCUUGCACGACGCCAGUCUUCCCCACAUCUAUGCCCGAAAAAAUUGUGCCAUAAGCAUACGAACAGCGAUGGGAAUAUACCAAUUGUUGUGAACAUUGAAACGAAGCCCAAAUCGCGCAAAAUGUUGCGCAAGAUGUCGAGCGGUCCUGUUCAAGAAAAAGUUACCACCACCCCACCUCCCCGUAAAUCAGAGAAAAAACGAUCACAAACUCUUCGGACACACCCGUAUGACGCUCCUUACUUUGCUGUACCCCCUGUACCACCACUACCCGCUUACCGACCCCAGUUUCGCGAAGAGGCCAUUCAGCAAACCCGAGAUCCAAACGCUUCUCCUGGCAGAUCGCUGGAAAAGAAGUCGUCGAGGUCUCGGUUGUUGAAGGCGUAG
Psilocybe cubensis is the source of this 1041-nucleotide messenger RNA. RefSeq lists its product as uncharacterized. Bases 1 to 1041 code for a protein of 346 amino acids. Lineage: Eukaryota; Fungi; Basidiomycota; Agaricomycetes; Agaricales; Agrocybaceae. The transcript has 3 exons. The record is from RefSeq and is a predicted model, not a curated record.